AUGCUGGAAGCUUUCCAGUCAAUCAUCGAUGUCGGCAUCAACUUCAUCCCCGGAGGCGCCGCUCUCAAUGGAGCCAGGGCCGCCAUCCAAGGAGCAAAAACCUUUGCUGAGAACGGGCUCGAGGCCGCUUCCUUCUUUGGCGACUGGGUUGGACCUGCAUGUGGAGUCCACGACUGGAACUUUGACCUCUUUGGAGCGUUGAUCGACGCGCCUGACUCCAUGGGGGUCAGCACCGGCUGCCACAAGAAGGACAAGGCGGCUUGCAAGAGGAUGGAGUCUAAACCUGAUCCAACCAAGAAGCCAGAUAAGCCGGCAGUCCAUUUGACGGAAACCGUAAAGCCCAUUGGAUUUUACGAAACUAGAGUUCCUGAUAUCAAGUGUAAAAGGCAAUGGACGCAAGCUUGUUACCAUUACUCAUCUGUGAUGGACAUACACCGGAAUACAAGGUCCAUGACCGAAUGGACUUGCGGCGCAACGCAAGCAACCAAUAACGACGGCUCUGCAACCGAUGUCUGGGGGUCGACGGCGGUGACGACAUUGGCCCAUACCAAUCAACAUUGGGGCUGGCCAUGGGCUAACGGCUUUAUACCACGUCGUGUUCUCAGGUCCGCUAACGGUUUGCCAAAGAAAGAUAAGCGCGGAAAUGAGAUUGCCGUUGGCUGUGACAGAGACGAAUUUCCGCCUCGUUAUUUUUGGCCCAAGGACGAGGAAGCGGAAAAGAAAGGCAUGGGGCAGCGGAUUCGUUUCGUCCCAUAUGACGAGAACCGUAAAGCCGGAGCAAUGUGGGCUGGCUUUUGUAACAAGAAUGGCGCCCAAUCUUCUACUACCCGGGCGGGUAUCGUGACAUCCUGGAUCCAGAGCAAGCACAUUAAGACGGUCAAUGCCAACAGUCGAAGCGCCCAGGGCGCGGACGGUACCACCACGGUCACGAGUUGGGUCUCGAUCGAAACUGCGAGACCCAUCUUCAAGAUCACUGACUGGGAUGGUCUACCAAAAGAUACGAAGUGGUACGGCCUCCAGGACAACAAAUGCUGGCCCAAAGAUUUGACGCCCCACGAUCCUGGGUGGGUUCUUUUGACCAACGACGAGUUUUACGGCCCAGCACAGCACCCCGAUCUUGCUCCACAUACGCAGAGUUAUAGAGGAUUACCCGAUCUCACAUUGCUGAGGCAAGUGUUGCAGCAGCGAAGGAAUCUGCCGCCAUACGAUUUUCGCAAGCUCGACCUUCCAGAGUACGAUGGGAAAAACAUCCGAGAGGGAAAUGGUGUAGGUCAAAUCCCAAGAGCAUACCGCGACAAUCUGCUACCCGGUAUACCCCGACCCAAGAGACGACGCAGAAUGAUUCUCGCCGAAGUGCAUAACGAGACUCAAGUUUGGGAAGAAGAAGAAUUUGUCGAGGAUUUCGAAGACUUGGACGAUGAAGAGUUUGAGGAAUGGAUCGGAGAGUAUAUGGACGAAAGUGGAGAGGCGUCGGUGACGAUGCCGAAGGAGACGGAAGCUGUCCAAACUCCUACUAGUCAGGGCGACGCAGCGACUACACCACCGUCUCAAGCAUCCAUCGCAACAAAUGGGCUUCCUCAUGCCACCCAUCAGUCUCAUGGAUUUUGA
This is a messenger RNA of Colletotrichum orchidophilum, 1608 nucleotides long. RefSeq lists its product as uncharacterized. NCBI's taxonomy places the organism in Eukaryota, Fungi, Ascomycota, Sordariomycetes, Glomerellales, Glomerellaceae. Bases 1 to 1608 code for a protein of 535 amino acids. The transcript is spliced from 4 exons. The record is from RefSeq and is a predicted model, not a curated record.